Messenger RNA from Salvia splendens (bonfire salvia), 798 nucleotides. RefSeq lists its product as uncharacterized. The transcript has a single exon. The coding region runs from base 1 to 798 and encodes 265 amino acids. NCBI's taxonomy places the organism in Eukaryota, Viridiplantae, Streptophyta, Magnoliopsida, Lamiales, Lamiaceae. The record is from RefSeq and is a predicted model, not a curated record.
AUGUCGACCGAAGCUACAAUGAAUGGAAACCAUGGAGCUGGAGGAAGCGAACACCAACAAAAUGGAUCUACUUUUGCUGCUGCCAAAACAUCGGUGUUGACUCCUGUUUCGACCUCGGGGGUGAUGCCUCAGGCCGAUAAGUCAGAGAAAUUUAAAGGCUCUGAAUUUAAACGUUGGCAACAAAAGAUGUUGUUCUACCUAACUACGUUAGGUGUUGCCAACUUCCUCACGGAAGAUGCGCCAGUCGUAUCUGAGGAAGAGACGGACUUCCAUGUCCGGAAUGCCUAUGAUGCUUGGCAUCAAGGCUAUUUCUUGUGCAAGAAUUAUGUCCUGAACUGCUUAGAGGAUAGUCUUUAUUCUAUCUUCGCAGGGACUAAGACCUCAAAAGAGUUGUGGGAGGCUCUUGACAAGAAGUACCGCGUCGAGGACGCCGGUACAAAAAAGUAUGUAGUUGUAAAAUUUUUGGACUAUAAGAUGGUGGACUCUCGUUCAGUGGUGGUGCAUGCCGAAGAGCUGCAAAUCAUAAUCCAUGAUGUCCACGCUGAAGGAAUGGUCUUACCAGAUCAGUUCAUUGUUGCGGCAAUGAUUGAGAAACUUCCUUCGGGCUGGACAGAUUUUAAAAAUUAUCUGAAGCACAAACGAGAGGAGAUGAAGCCUGAAGACCUGAUUGUUCGUCUUCGUGUCGAAGAGGACAACAGGCGCUAUCAUCAGAAGCCGGGAAGCUCGGAAGACUCAAAGGCAAAUCUGAUAGAGCGAGGAAGAUCCUCAAAACGUCCCCGCCCAAAUGAAAAAAGAUAA